Molecule: messenger RNA, 1073 nt
Organism: Acaulospora morrowiae
Lineage: Eukaryota; Fungi; Glomeromycota; Glomeromycetes; Diversisporales; Acaulosporaceae
Source: the annotation of a GenBank genome assembly
AUGGCGGUUUCUUCAUUCUCUCCUUCGAUUUCUUCAAGUGUAUCGUCUCUCCCAGCUCCAUGUUUGCUCUCUAUCUUUAAGAAUUUGAUCAUCGAAAGUUUCGAGGUGCAAAGGAACCUCGUGUUGAUCAAUCGACACUGGUGUACCAUUCUCACACCUGAACUGUGGAGAGAUCCUUUCGGAUACAGUGGGAGGAGAAGCGAUCAGCACAUAAAGUUGAUCGAUACUUACUUUAAAUGUUUGCCGAAAGAUGUGGGGCAAAAGAUAAUCGAGGAGAUACGUGAAACCUUAAAUUCGAAUCAUACCGGCAUUAACGGUAAUUCCGAUAAUCAUAUCAAUGAUGACAGUGGUUAUUCGGAUAAUUCAAGCGACCAUGGUAAGGUCACAAAAAAUAGUAAUCGUAGAGCGGUGUUCGAAUACCACAAAUACCUCCGCCAUCUUCACCUCGAUGAGAUAUAUUCGAGCAUUUCGGAAUGGUAUGAAAAGAAUGUGUCGAAGAAAGUUAUUUCGGCAUCCACCAAAGGAUCUCAAAAGCUUUAUCUAUACCGCAUGAUCCUUCAAAAUUUUGUCGCUCACUCUUCCAACAUCAAAGAGCUUACCCUCAAUGGUAAAAGGGAGGCCCUUCACAUAAAUAUCUAUGAUUUGCCUCAGGCAGAGUCCACUUUAACAUCACUGAGAUUUCUAAAUUUGGAUGUGAGCUUUUCUUUACAACCAGGAGCCGGUGAGAUGCUUUCCGGAAUCCUUUUUUCAUCGUCGUAUUUUUCUACACAUCUUCAAGAAAUAAAAAUCAGCUUGAGUGCAGAGGGCGACGUCGGGGCGGUCGAGCAACUUGCUAGACUCAUAGAAUCACAAAGGGAAUUAAAGAAGAUUUCGAUUGAAUGCUUUGAGAUGGAUUUCCAAAUAAUAUGGAAGAGCGUGGUCAAUCAUAAUCAGGACAACUUGGUGAUUUUGAACUUAAGAUACUUGAAUUUUCAACAAGAAUCACCAUUUCAAUUAGAUUCUUUGAAAGUCUUUAGUAAUCUGGAAGUCCUGAAGAUAAUACAAUGCGAAAAUUUUGAUUUUUAUGGGAGCGA